Molecule: messenger RNA, 1678 nt
Organism: Eucalyptus grandis
Lineage: Eukaryota; Viridiplantae; Streptophyta; Magnoliopsida; Myrtales; Myrtaceae
Product: chaperone protein dnaJ 10
Exons: 10
Coding region: 98-1252 (384 amino acids)
Source: RefSeq, a predicted model, not a curated record
CUCUCUCUACCCCUCUACUUUUUCAUUCGCAUCUCUAUCAUUGAUUUCUCUGUUCAUUCUGAGCUCUGAACAAGGAGUUCCUCCAACAAGUCCAAUCAUGGUGAAGGAGACAGAGUACUACGACGUUCUUGGCGUCAGCCCUUCUGCCUCCGACGACGAGAUUCGCAAGGCCUAUUAUCUCAAGGCAAGGCAAGUUCACCCAGAUAAGAAUCCAGAUGAUCCUCACGCUGCCGAGCGUUUUCAGGUACUAGGGGAAGCUUAUCAGAUUCUCAGUGAUCCUGUGCAAAGAGAAGCAUACGACCGCAAUGGCAAGUAUUCCAUAUCUAGGGAUACGAUGCUUGACCCAAUGGCAGUCUUUGCUCUUCUUUUCGGUAGUGAAUUAUUUGAGGACUAUAUAGGACAUUUAGCUGUGGCAUCCAUGGCAUCUUCCGAGUUUGCUGCCGACAGUGACAAUCCUGACAAACUACACGACAGAUUAAAGGCUGUCCAAAAGGAAAGAGAAGAAAAGCUUGCAAGGUUCCUUAAAGACGCCCUUAAUGAAUAUGUCUAUGGAGAUAAAGGGCGUUUCAUUCAACAUGCCGAAGCUGAAGCCAAGCGGUUGUCUGGAGCAGCUUUUGGAGUUGAUAUUCUGAACACCAUUGGUUACACAUACUCAAGGCAGGCAGCGCAAGAGCUUGGGAAGAAAGCCAUGUAUCUCGGGAUGCCCUUUCUCGCUGAAUGGGUUCGAAGCAAGGGCCACUUUUGGAAAUCGCAGGUCACUGCAGCAAAAGGUGCUUUCCAAUUGCUGCAAAUGCAAGAUGAUGUGCGCCGGCAGUUCAAAAUGGAUGGAAGUGGUCCGGGAAAUGAUGUCGAGUCACAUAUAAGGUUAAAUAAGGAAACUCUUAUGAACUCCUUAUGGAAGCUGAACGUAGUUGACAUUGAAGUUACACUUAUGCAUGUGUGCCAUUUGGUAUUGAGAGAAUAUAAUGUAAAGAAAGAAGAACUUAAAGCCCGUGCUAUGGCUCUAAAAAUUCUUGGAAAGAUUUUUCAGCAGGGAAAAAAUGCGAAGAAUGGUGGAACAUCAAGGAAGAAAAGUGACCAUCAGAUUGAUGAAGAUGAUAGCAGCUCAGAUAGCAGCGACGAAGAUGAUUCACCGAAGACACUCUCAUAUCGGACUCCCUUAAUGACACAGGGAAUAGGUAGACUAUUUAGAUGCCUCUGUAAUCCAGCAUUUGACGUUGAUGAUGAAGAGAUUGUAUACAGAAGCAAAUGAUUUAUGAAGCAGCAGCACUAUAGUGGCAAGUACUCCGACUAUCAAGCAAUUGUCAUAAGUUGGCUUCACCGAGAUGAUGAACAACAGUCGAAACUUGAGACAGUAUACAUGAGUUUUAGAAAGCAGUCCAUGGCACUUACCUGCCAUGGAACCCUACAAUAAUAUCAGAAUGGCAAGUGCACAGAGGAGAAAUUUAUCUUCCUUCAUUUCUUUUCCAAUCAAUCAUGGCAUGUCACAGGAGGAACACCAAUCAUGAAAUUUUAUCAUAUAAGCCAAGGGUAUGAAUAUGAUAUUCCAAUUAUGUACUUUUUACAGCAGAAGUUGCAAGGACAGAUCAUCUUUGGUUUUUGAUAGUUUGGAACUCUUGCCCUUAAAAAGCAUUUUGACAAGAGUGGAAAUGAUUAUAUGGUCAAAAUUCAAAUGACA